AAGCCACAGGCGUUGGGAGCCCAGGUUACGGCUGGAAGCCAGUCGACCGGCUGGCAUCGCAGGCAGCAGAAGCCACUGAGGACGGAGGACCCUGGAGGGCGCCGCCGCCGCUGCUUCUGAGCACGGUCCUCGGCCCCCGGCCCAGCUACCAUGUCACCGUGACCCCGAAAGCACCCAGCGACUCGGCCUCCUCUCCACCGUCAGCCCUUCCACAUCCCCACCCCCACCCUCACCCCCGGUGGUUUGGUCAUCCUAACGUGACCGGUCGCAGGGGGCUGUUUGGGGAGUUGGUUCUGUUGGGUUUUCUCACUACGCCCCCGUCAGUGCCUCGGGUGAGAGGCUUCGCAGGAGCCCCCAGGGAACCGCACUAACGGACUACUAUUCAUCCCCAGAACCACGUUCCCGACGGACGCAGGAAACUCUUAAAGGACCCAGAGUGGGAAGAGCAGAGCAGGAUUUCUGAAGCGGUCCCCUCUUGAAUUCUCAUUGGAUCCUCCCCAGCUGCCUAAAUCAUUCUUGCUGCUCUAUCUAUCAGGAUGACUACAGCUUCGCUCGCUAGUUCUCUCUUUAUCUCAUUGUCUUCAACACAUCCUUUUGCUUCUCUUUUCAGAUUUAUCUAUAUUCCACCUCUGGUGCUCUGGGGUUUCUCAGCGUCUGUCUUUCCUCAUUGUAUGGGGAUCUACAGUCUGUAAUUUUUUUUUUUUUUUUUUACUUUCUCUACUUAAGGAUUACUACAAUUAAGCCCUCCCCCAAAAACAAAACAAAAGAAAAAACCCACAUCUUUCAUAUUUUUCUUCCUUUCUUUGGGGACAGUGGCUCUCCAUGUAACAAGAUUUCUACUUGGUUACAUGAUACUAGGAACUGCUGAUUAUGUCAAAGUUCCAUCACCCUGCAGCUCACUUCCUUACCUUGAUUUGGAAGAUCAUGGAAUAUCUGUGAAUCCUGGAUUGAUUUUUUUUAGCAGUCAUCUUGCUUCCUGAAAUUUCCUCUGGUGGUGAGGGAAAGCUAAGAGAAUGAAGGCGCUAAAUCCCCAGUGGAAGCAUGAUAUGGCGGAGCAGAGCUGGUGCUGAAUUGUUCUCUCUGAUGGCUCUAUGGGAGUGGAUAGCACUGAGUCUUCAUUGCUGGGUUUUAGCAGUUGCUGCUGUUUCGGAUCAGCAUGCCACAAGUCCCUUCGACUGGCUCCUCUCUGAUAAGGGACCCUUCCAUCGCUCACAGGAAUACACAGAUUUUGUGGACAGAAGCCGGCAGGGAUUUAGCACAAGAUACAAGAUAUACAGGGAGUUUGGCCGCUGGAAAGUAAAUAACCUUGCAGUUGAGAGAAGAAACUUCCUUGGCUCCCCUCUGCCGCUCGCCCCGGAAUUCUACCGCAACAUAAGACUGUUGGGACGUCGACCUACCCUUCAGCAAAUCACAGAAAACCUUAUCAAGAAAUAUGGGACCCACUUCUUGCUAUCUGCUACUUUGGGAGGAGAGGAGUCGCUCACAAUUUUUGUGGACAAGCGGAAGCUGAGCAAACGAUCGGAAGGAAGUGAGUCCAGCACCAACAGCUCGUCAGUCACUCUGGAAAUUCUGCAUCAGCUGGCCGCGUCCUACUUCAUCGACAGGGACAGCACCCUCCGGAGACUGCACCACAUUCAAAUUGCAUCCACUGCCAUAAAGGUAACUGAAACACGGACGGGCCCUCUUGGCUGCAGUAACUAUGACAACCUAGAUUCUGUCAGUUCUGUUCUGGUUCAGAGUCCUGAGAAUAAGAUUCAAUUGCAAGGGCUUCAGGUUCUCCUCCCAGACUAUCUACAGGAGCGUUUUGUGCAAGCAGCUCUAAGCUACAUUGCUUGUAAUUCGGAAGGAGAGUUUAUCUGCAAGGACAAUGAUUGCUGGUGUCACUGUGGCCCCAGAUUUCCAGAAUGCAACUGCCCCUCCAUGGAUAUUCAAGCCAUGGAAGAAAAUCUUCUUCGAAUAACUGAAACUUGGAAAGCUUAUAACAGUGACUUUGAAGAUUCAGAUGAAUUCAAGCUCUUUAUGAAAAGGCUGCCCAUGAAUUACUUCCUCAACACCUCUACAAUCAUGCAUUUGUGGACAAUGGAUUCUCAUUUUCAGCGCCGCUAUGAGCACCUGGAGAGCAGCAUGAAGCACCUUGUCCUGAAGGCCCAGAAAAUUGUGCACAAGCUCUUCAGUCUCAGCAAGAGAUGCCGCCAGCAGCCCCUCGUCAGUUUGCCGAGACAAAGAACCUCAACUUACUGGCUCUCUCGCAUCCAAUCAUUUCUCUACUGCAACGAGAACGGCCUCCUGGGCAGCUUUUCAGAAGAGACACACUCCUGCACGUGUCCCAACGACCAGGUGGCCUGCACCUCCUUCCUGCCCUGCACCGUGGGCGAUGCCUCAGCUUGCCUGACCUGCGCGCCAGACAACCGUACUCGAUGUGGCUCCUGCAACACCGGCUACAUGUUGAGCCAAGGGCUCUGCAAGCCGGAGGUAGCAGAGUCCACAGAUCACUACAUUGGCUUUGAGACUGAUCUCCAAGACCUGGAGAUGAAAUACCUGUUGCAGAAAACAGACAGGCGAAUAGAAGUCCAUGCCAUUUUUAUUAGCAACGAUAUGCGUCUCAAUAGCUGGUUCGACCCCUCUUGGCGCAAGCGCAUGCUCCUCACCUUGAAGAGUAACAAGUACAAGUCGAGUCUGGUCCACAUGAUCUUAGGGCUCUCUUUACAAAUCUGCUUAACUAAGAACAGCACCUUGGAGCCAGUGUUAGCGGUCUACGUCAACCCCUUUGGAGGCAGCCAUUCUGAGAGCUGGUUUAUGCCUGUGAAUGAAAACAGUUUUCCAGACUGGGAGCGGACUAAACUGGACCUCCCUCUGCAGUGCUAUAACUGGACACUGACUCUGGGGAACAAGUGGAAGACAUUUUUUGAGACAGUGCACAUCUACCUGAGGAGUCGCAUCAAGUCAAAUGGUCCGAAUGGCAAUGAGAGCAUUUACUAUGAACCUUUGGAAUUUAUUGACCCUUCUCGGAACCUGGGCUAUAUGAAAAUCAAUAACAUUCAGGUGUUUGGCUACAGCAUGCACUUUGACCCUGAAGCAAUUCGAGACUUGAUUUUGCAACUGGAUUACCCCUAUACUCAGGGAUCCCAGGACUCCGCACUUUUGCAACUAUUAGAGAUAAGAGACCGUGUAAAUAAACUCUCGCCACCUGGUCAGCGUCUGCUAGAUCUUUUCUCUUGCUUGCUUCGUCAUCGACUCAAGCUGUCUACUAGUGAGGUAGUAAGAAUUCAGUCUGCUUUGAAGGCGUUUAAUGCCAAAUUGCCAAACACAGUGGAUUAUGACACGACCAAAUUAUGUAGUUAACCAUAAAUGUCAAGCACAACCCCAAACCUCGGAGGAGUUUUUACAGUGCUUUUGUGGAACAGUUUAUGUUUGGAAGAGUAAAUUUAAAUUGUCUUUUCAAUAUCUGUCUUAUAUCAGUCAAUAGCAUUGGAUGGCAAUUUACACACAUGAACUUUCUGACAAUGAAUAUAUUAUACUGCAGUUUGGGUUUAUGAAUGAAAUAAAUACUGACACCAGUCUAGAAGACCUUCUACUUUUUACAAUAAAUUUCAUUUGUAAUUUUA
Messenger RNA from Echinops telfairi (small Madagascar hedgehog), 3605 nucleotides. It is a transcript of the gene BRINP3, whose product is annotated as BMP/retinoic acid inducible neural specific 3. The transcript has 8 exons. The record is from RefSeq and is a predicted model, not a curated record. The coding region runs from base 1042 to 3342 and encodes 766 amino acids. Gene Ontology annotation, biological process: negative regulation of mitotic cell cycle; positive regulation of neuron differentiation. Lineage: Eukaryota; Metazoa; Chordata; Mammalia; Afrosoricida; Tenrecidae.